Molecule: messenger RNA, 2397 nt
Organism: Thermochaetoides thermophila DSM 1495
Lineage: Eukaryota; Fungi; Ascomycota; Sordariomycetes; Sordariales; Chaetomiaceae
Product: oligopeptide transporter-like protein
Exons: 3
Coding region: 1-2397 (798 amino acids)
Biological process (GO): transmembrane transport
Molecular function (GO): oligopeptide transmembrane transporter activity
Source: RefSeq, a predicted model, not a curated record
AUGGUUAUGGCAUUUCUCCGAUCUCUUUGGCGGCGGCGCGAAAGUGCUGUAGUUCCAGAUAUGGACGGGUCACUGGAGGGGGAAUCUGCGAACUUCGCGUCGCUGAAGCACUUCGAGAAGAUGCAUCGACUAGACCCAAACUUGCCGCUGGACGAACUGGAAGAGGUCGACAUUGCGUUCAACACUUCCAAUGUCGAGAAGGGUGCCGAAAUCGAGCAGAUCUUGAACGAGGACAAUUCGCCAUAUCCAGAAGUGCGCGCCUCGGUCCGGAACUUCGACGUCGACAUGCCCGUCAACACCAUCCGUGCCUGGGCCAUUGGCAUGUUUCUAUGCACCGUCGGCUCCGCCGUCAACAUGUUGCUCUCCCUCAGAAACCCCAGUAUCUCGCUCACUACUUUUGUCAUCCAACUCAUCGCCUACCCAUUAGGCUUGCUCUGGGACUUGAUAUUUCCCGAUCGUGUGUGGAAUGUCUGCGGUAUCAAGUUUAAUCUGAAGCCAGGCCCCUUCAACUUCAAGGAGCACGUCAUUAUCGUGGUUAUGUCGAAUGCUGCGUAUGGUGGCGGUGCCCUUUAUUCGAGCGACGUCAUCAUCGCCCAGCGUAUGUGGUACGGCCAGGAUUUUGGCUGGUUGUGGCAGUUGCUAUUCAGUAUCACAACUCUCUGCACGGGCUAUGGCCUCGCCGGCAUCGCGAGAAGAAUCCUCGUCUAUCCUGCCGCCAUGAUCUGGCCAACCGAUCUCGUUAACUGCGCCCUUUUCUACACUCUUCACGAUCACUCGCCUUCUGAUCCUACGAGGACAAAUGGCUGGCGCAUUGGUCGUUACAAGUGGUUUUUGCUUGUCUUCGCAGGGUCCUUCCUGUGGUACUGGUUCCCUGGUUAUCUCUUCCAGGGUCUGUCGUGGUUUUGUUUCAUUACCUGGAUCUGGCCAGACAAUGUCAUUGUCAACCAGCUCUUUGGCGGUUACAGCGGUUGGGGAUUGUUCCCCUUCACUCUGGACUGGAGUAUCAUUUCCGGCUACCUCAAUUCACCUCUCAUCCCGCCGUUCCAUGCCAUUGCCAAUGUCAUCACAGGCGUUACCAUCUUCUUCGUUAUCGUCUCUAUCGGAAUCCACUACUCCGGGUUGUGGUACUCUGCUUAUUUGCCUGUCCAAAACUCUCACGCGUACGACAACACCGGUCACAUCUACAAUGUGUCGGCUAUUUUGGGUCCCGACUUGCAGUUCGACGAGGCCAAGUACAAGGCCUACUCACCUCUCUACCUCCCUACGCAGUUCGCACUCGCCUAUGGCCUCUCCUUCGCCGCUAUCUCUGCUGUCAUCACCCACGUUGUCCUCUAUCACGGCCGCGAGAUAUGGACUCAGUGGAAGCUGGCCCGGUCUCAGGAGGACGACGUUCAUAUGAGGCUUAUGAAGAAGUAUCGCGAUGCUCCGGACUGGUGGUACGCGGUGCUCUUUGUCAUCAUGGUCGGCUUGUCGUUCGCCACUGUUUGCGCCUGGGAUACCAACUUCCCCUGGUGGGCCUACGUCGUCUGCAUGCUUAUACCGAUUAUCUGGACGAUUCCAAUCGGCAUCGUUCAGGCAAUUACCAACAUUCAGCUUGGCCUGAAUGUGCUUACCGAGUUUAUCGUCGGCUACAUGCUCCCUGGCCGUCCUCUGGCCAUGAUGAUGUUCAAGAAUUACGGCUACUUAUGCAUGUCGCAGGCUCUCUAUUUCGUCCAGGAUCUCAAGCUCGGCCACUACAUGAAGGUCCCGCCGCGGCUGAUGUUCUGGUCACAGCUCAUCGCUUCCAUUUGGUCUGCCAUUGUCCAGCUCGCCGUCAUGAACUGGGCCCUGGCCACCAUUCCGAACGUUUGCUCCGAGACGCAGGUUCAUCACUGGAACUGCCCAUCUGCUCGCGUCUUCUACACCGCAUCUAUCAUUUGGGGUGCGAUUGGCCCUGCCCGGAUGUUUUCGGGAGACGCUCUCUACAGCUCGCUGCAGUGGUUCUGGCUUGUUGGAGCUCUUGCUCCUGUCGUCACCUGGUUCUUCGCCCGCAAAUACCCGCGCUCGCUCUGGCGUUAUGUUAACAUGCCCCUCAUCUUUGGUGGUUCGCUCAUGCUGCCGCCGGCUACGGUCUUCAUCUAUUACUGCUGGGGCAUCGUCGGCACUAUCUUCAACUUCUUCAUCCGUCGCCGCAAGACCGGCUGGUGGCUGCAGUACAAUUAUGUGACGUCAUCAGCCCUCGAUUGCGGUCUGAUCGUGUCGACCUUGGUCAUCUUCUUCGCGCUCUACCUCAGCGAGACAGAAGCCCCAAGGUGGUUCGGAAACGUCAAAGUACUACAGACUCUUGAUAUGCAGAACAAGGCUGUUCAGAAGACGGUACCACCAGGGCAGACCUUUGGGCCAAGCAGCUGGCCAUGA